UUCCUCACAAAGCCUCAAUUUGAAUAAUUUGCUGUUGUAUUUUUCCCCCAAAGAGUCAGAUGAAACUGAACACUUAGCAGCUCUCUGGACUUUGUGCAAACCUGUGUCCAUCCUUCUACCCUAACCCCCCUUUCUCAUCCUGUCCCUGCCUCCCUCCCUUAUCCGAAUUUUCCAGCCACCGCUGGAGUUGACUUCCGCAAUCCUGAUGGAAUAAAUGUAGCACCCUUAGUCUUCUGCUCACAGUAGCCACACUUGCUGUCUGAACGGAGCCCAGACAACAGAUUCUCAACAGCAGGCUGGCUUAGACUGUGAGCCUCCUGCCAAUGGAAGUCUCCCCUAAUUACUCCUCUCACAGGAUGUGGGUGUUCAAGUUUUUGCUGCUACCCGUGCUGAGCUUCGCUCUGUACCCUGAGGAAUUGCUGGAUACCCAGUGGGAGCUUUGGAAGAAGACUCACAGGAAGCAGUAUAACAGCAAGGUGGAUGAAAUCUCUCGGCGUUUAAUUUGGGAAAAAAACCUGAAGCACAUUUCUAUCCAUAAUCUGGAGGCCUCUCUUGGUGUGCAUACAUAUGAACUGGCCAUGAAUCACUUGGGAGACUUGACCAGUGAAGAAGUGGUUCAGAAGAUGACAGGACUCAAAUUACCACCCGCUCACUCCCACAGUAAUGACACUCUCUACAUCCCAGAGUGGGAAGGCAGAGCCCCGGAUGCCAUCGACUAUCGAAAGAAAGGAUAUGUUACUCCAGUCAAAAAUCAGGGUGAGUGUGGUUCCUGUUGGGCUUUUAGCUCUGCGGGUGCCCUGGAGGGUCAACUCAAGAAGAAGACUGGCAAACUCUUAAAUCUCAGUCCGCAGAAUCUUGUGGAUUGUGUGUCUGAGAAUUACGGCUGUGGAGGCGGCUAUAUGACCACCGCCUUCCGGUAUGUGCAGACGAAUGGGGGCAUUGACUCUGAGGAUGCAUAUCCAUAUGUGGGCCAGGAUCAAAGUUGUAUGUACAACCCAACAGCAAAAGCAGCUAAAUGCAGAGGGUACAGAGAGAUCCCUGUGGGCAAUGAGAAAGCCCUGAAGAGAGCAGUGGCUCGGGUCGGGCCGAUCUCUGUGUCAAUUGACGCAAGCUUGACAUCUUUCCAGUUUUACAGCAGAGGCGUGUACUAUGAUGAAAAUUGCGACCGCGAUAAUGUGAACCAUGCCGUGUUGGUGGUGGGCUAUGGCGUCCAGAAGGGAAACAAGCACUGGAUCAUUAAAAACAGCUGGGGAGAAAGCUGGGGAAACAAAGGGUACGUUCUCUUGGCUCGGAACAGAAACAAUGCGUGUGGCAUUACCACCCUGGCCAGCUUCCCCAAGAUGUGAUUCCUGCCGGCCAGUUCUACUGUUCUCCCAUCCUUCUUGGAUGGUGCCGCAUAUCGGUGUGUUUCGGAGGGAGUUGAUCCUGAAGCAGAUGUGAUGUCUCGAAGACUGCUUACUUUCUCCUCAUUGGUGCUGCCAUUGGCACCUCUAUAACUUUCCUUCUCUCCACCCAAGGCCCUUUUCUCUGUGGAUACAACAGGAAAUUCUCUGAGAGUUGUAGACUCUUAAGCUAAGGUAUCUGGUCACAGAGUCACCUGCUACUGUGCAGAUAAACCCUGGAGGUCUCCAGCAGGCUGGGGUGACCUUCCCAAGUCCCUGUCUUCCAUAUGCUUGAGUGUAUAUUUGUAUUUUCCACCAAGAUCCACAAACCUAUUCAUAAUUCUUUGACAAAUUCACACAAUAAAUGUGUGUGCUUUUCUUUCUUUGCAUUUAAAAUAAAGUAUCUCAUUCACAAUUUAA
Molecule: messenger RNA, 1802 nt
Organism: Mesocricetus auratus (golden hamster)
Lineage: Eukaryota; Metazoa; Chordata; Mammalia; Rodentia; Cricetidae
Gene: Ctsk
Product: cathepsin K
Exons: 8
Coding region: 324-1346 (340 amino acids)
Biological process (GO): immune response
Cellular component (GO): lysosome
Molecular function (GO): cysteine-type endopeptidase activity
Source: RefSeq, a predicted model, not a curated record